AUGACACCAGAUAUUACAACAAAACCGACGAUAACGGGUGCAUCCACAAGUGCAACAACUGUCGCCGCUGCAGUCGCUACCGGAAGAACAAUGAAAGCAAAACUAUCAGAUGUAAAAAUGCUGUCAUCGUCGUCGACGUCGCUGUCAAUAUCAAUGUCACCGUCAACGUCCAGUGUAAAGCGACAUCUUUUGACAAUUGAAAAGCUACGCAACCGUGUGCGUCAAAUAUUACAAUGCGUAAUUAAUUUGCACAUUGACAUUUUGGUAAUCGAAUCGAAUGUCAAUCAACUGAUAGACGACGUUAAAGAACUGAAUGCCGAUCUAAUGGAAGUACAACGUCUGGACAAUCUAAUACAAACGCUUAGAGAUUACAAUGGACCCACCAUAUGCCAUGAAUGGCCUUUUCCUUUGGUCUGUCAAGGGACCAUAGACGAAGCUGAUCUUGCACAAUCACUAAAUACUAAAGAGAUGUUUAAUUCUUCCAUUUCACAAUAA
Messenger RNA from Musca vetustissima, 495 nucleotides. RefSeq lists its product as uncharacterized. The transcript has 2 exons. The record is from RefSeq and is a predicted model, not a curated record. Bases 1 to 495 code for a protein of 164 amino acids. NCBI's taxonomy places the organism in Eukaryota, Metazoa, Arthropoda, Insecta, Diptera, Muscidae.